UCCCGCGUUGCACUGCGGGACUUGUAGUUCCGCGCGCGGCCCUCAGCGCGGGCGGAGGCGCGGCGCGGACUACGAAUCCCGUGGUGCUUUGCGGGACGGCCUGGCGAGGCAGCGGGCCGGGCAGGGCCGGGCCGGGCCGAGCCGUGCAGGAUGUCGCGCCAGGCCGGCCGCGGCACCGAGAGCAAGAAAAUGAACUCGGAGCUCUUCACGCUGACGUACGGCGCUCUGGUCACCCAGCUGUGCAAGGACUACGAGAAUGAUGAGGACGUCAACAAGCAGCUCGACAAAAUGGGUUACAACAUAGGUGUUCGGCUGAUAGAAGACUUUCUGGCGCGGUCCAAUGUGGGAAGAUGCCAUGAUUUCCGUGAAACUGCAGAUGUUAUUGCAAAGAUAGCGUUUAAAAUGUACCUGGGCAUCACUCCGAGCAUCACCAACUGGAGUCCUGGAGGUGACGAGUUCUCCCUGAUCUUGGAAAACAACCCCUUGGUGGACUUCGUGGAGCUCCCUGACAACCACUCAACUCUCAUCUAUUCCAACCUUCUGUGUGGAGUGCUGCGGGGUGCCCUGGAAAUGGUUCAGAUGGCCGUGGAUGUGAAGUUUGUCCAGGACACGCUGAAAGGGGACAGCGUCACAGAAAUCCGAAUGAAGUUCAUCAGGCGGAUUGAAGACAAUCUUCCAGCUGGCGAAGAGUGAAACGCCGUCCGGUCUCCCUUUGGGACCGGGGGGGACCAGCUGGUUUUGGCCGUUAGCUUUCACCACAGAUCUGUAGGGAUAUAGUGUUUUCAUCACGGAUCUGUAGGGAUCUAGUGCCCCUGUACGUUCAGACUGACUCACUGACUGUUUAAGAUGAUGUUAUAUUCUUCUACUGUUACUUCCAUCUUCUGUAGAAGACAAUUGUCUGGUUGCUUUUUGUUUCACAGGUUCAUUCUGAAGCUUUUUCAUAAGGUGAUGUCAUUUUCAUAUUCCCCUGGGAAAUCUUUCUACACUCAGUUUCUAAUUGUGACGUUUGGUUGUGCAAGAACUACUGCUCCAACCCUAAAAGAGCUGCAGUCUGUCCAAAUUUGAACCCAAGUUUUACAACGGGAAUUGGAGGCCAAGUUGUAAGAGCCUACUGAUUUACUGCUAACGCUGUCCUUAAAAAGAGUUGUUUAAAAUUCACUUGGAGACGAGCGCAUAGCAUUUCUGUAGACCAAACUGGCUUAUUGAUUCUGAA
Messenger RNA from Cygnus olor (mute swan), 1213 nucleotides. RefSeq names its product trafficking protein particle complex subunit 3 (gene TRAPPC3). Gene Ontology annotation, biological process: endoplasmic reticulum to Golgi vesicle-mediated transport; intra-Golgi vesicle-mediated transport. The transcript has 5 exons. Bases 151 to 693 code for a protein of 180 amino acids. Lineage: Eukaryota; Metazoa; Chordata; Aves; Anseriformes; Anatidae. Gene Ontology annotation, cellular component: TRAPP complex; cis-Golgi network membrane; cytosol. The record is from RefSeq and is a predicted model, not a curated record.